This is a messenger RNA of Rhopilema esculentum, 1800 nucleotides long. NCBI's taxonomy places the organism in Eukaryota, Metazoa, Cnidaria, Scyphozoa, Rhizostomeae, Rhizostomatidae. The record is from RefSeq and is a predicted model, not a curated record.
CGCUAGAUUGUAUUGGUUAUAAGCUAAGCUGCAGGUCGUAGGUCAGCAUGCUUCCGACCGGUCCAGAAAAAUAGAAUUCCUCUAGUAUCUUGUAGUGUACAAUGGCAAGCAACAAAGCAAAGGUAAAUGAAGAACUUUCUCCUGAAAAGUUUGCAGAAAGAAUCGGCCGACUAAUAGAUGAUGCAUCCGUUUCGAUGGCAAUUGGUGUAGGAAAUGAACUGGGCAUUUUUAGCGUAAUGGCCCAACUGGAGAAACCAGAAACAUCCGAAGUCAUUGCCAAAAAGUCGGGCCUAGUUGAAAGGUACAUUCGAGAAUUGUUGGCUGUCCUUGUCACUGGGAAGAUUAUUCACUACUUCAAAGAAGAGAGUACGUAUUUUCUCCCCCGCAGCUACAUUGCUUACCUCACAACAGGCAAAACAAACAUGGCAAUGUACUCAUCUUUGCUGAUGAAAUAUAGUACUCAUUUUGAAGAGUUGCGUUGUUGCUUCAAAAAUGGAGGUGGAAUUCCAUACAGCUCCUACAAUGAGUUUCAUGCUUGGAUGGAUGGAUUCUCCAGUAAACGACACGAGGCCGAUCUUAUGGACGUUUUUCUCCCGACCAUUGAAGGUCUUAAAGAAAAACUCCAGUCUGGCAUCAAAGUUCUCGACGUCGGUUGUGGAUCAGGAUCACCAGGAUUAAUAAUGGCGGCCGCCUUUCCCAAAAGUGAGUUUCAUGGUUUUGACAUUUCAGAAGAAGCAAUAAAAAAAGCCAAAGAAGAAGCUGAAAGGCGUAGUUUAGCCAACGCCCACUUUGAAGUACAAGAUUGUGCCAAUCUAGGCUCGGAAUACAAUGAAUAUUUUGACUACAUCACCGCGUUUGAUACGAUCCACGACCAAGCCUACCCAGACAUGGUUCUUGCCGAAAUAUUCAAGGUUUUGAAAAGAGGUGGCCUGUUUUCUCUUGUGGAUUCAGAUGCACAUAGCAACCUAGCAGACAAUGUUGGUCUGCAAUUUUUGCCUUUUAGAUAUGCGACGAGUCUGUUCCAUUGCAUGCCAGUCAGUUUGUAUUUUGAAGGUGGAAAAGGUCUAGGGACAUGCUGGGGCAGGGAAAAUGCUUUGGAUAUGCUUAAAAGUGCUGGAUUCAUUGGAACAGAAAUAGUUGGUAGCAAAAGCUACAACUUUCAUAUUGUAAGCUCAAAGCAAAGCUUAGGGAAAGACAUUUGAUUGCAUAUCUUUGUAUUCCUGUACAAGUUGAAAAACAGUAUUUGCGUAUUAUUUUGAGGUCUGGGGCUGAUUAUUGUUACAUAGAUAUUGACAUCCUCUAUUUCCAUAGACUUAUUCUUAAUAAAAGAGACAUAAAUUUGAAAAUAUUAGUCAUUGCUGUUCUUCUAGGAUGUUGCGUUCAGAAAGUAGCUCUCCAGAUGCUAUUUAAGCUGUUUUUAAUGUUUUUAAGUUGACAGGUUAUAUUCAUUCUGAUAAGGUCCCGUUUGCCGAGGUGAAACAUAAGAUAGGCUAACUUUUUUGAUAUCUCAUUUUUAACGUAAUUAUACUGAUUCAUUACUCGCCAUUUCAUGUUGUUGCUGCUACUGUGAACUACUUCAAACCCUGUCAUGAGAUAUUUAUGUCUGGCCUUCAGAAAUUAGCUGAGGUAAAAAGCAAAAGUGGAACAUCAGCUUGAUACCCCCAAGAAACAUUUUGGAGCCAUCUAAACUUAGUUGUUACACUCAACAAAGUUAUUUUGUAAAAUAAUUUCAGAAGUAACUGGUAGAAACAAGCUUUGACACAAUUCAAUUCAGUGUGCAAAACAGCCAAAUUUGAUUAA